Molecule: messenger RNA, 1713 nt
Organism: Prorocentrum cordatum
Lineage: Eukaryota; Dinophyceae; Prorocentrales; Prorocentraceae
Source: the annotation of a GenBank genome assembly
CCUGGACGUCGCGCGCGCCUGGCAGUCUUCUCAUGAACGUCCUUACUUUUGUGCUGGCCCCUGGAAGAGAGCGGAAGUGGCCGCGUGGAAGCAGACCGCCAGGGCGUAGUUGGUUCAUUGUGCAUCUUUUCUGAGCCACGCCGAUGCGAUGCUUGACAUGGUCAAGGCCUUUGAACGGGUCUCCUAGCACUGGUUGGCGAAGCAGGGCGCGCGGUACCGAUACCCUAUGGCCGUCCUGAGGCUCAGCAUCGCCGCAUACCGCCUGGCCAGAUGCAUCGCAACUCAUGGCGUCUGCUCGGUGCUGCUGUUGGCCACGCGCGGGAUCAUGGUGGGAUCCGUGCACGCCACCAUCGAACUCGGGCUGCUCCGGCGUGCUGUGAUCACCGUAUACGUCGACAACACGUCUUUCGAGGCCUCUGUAUCGGAACAGAUGGUCUGCGACACCGUGGUCGGCGCGGCAAGGCACUUCACCGAGAGCCUCGUGAAGGUCGGCAUGGUGUUCAGCCCCACGAAAAACAUGGUGUUCGCCUCGCGACGGGAGUUGGCCGUCCGCAUCGUCAGCCAGCAUCGCGGGCUGAGGCUCAAGGUCGUUGACAUGGCCAAGUCGCUGGGGGGUGCCAUCUCUUCUGGGCGCUUCCGGAACGCGGCCCUGCUGACCAAGCGGCUUCAGGCAUUCAAUGCGCGCAAGCCACAGUUCCAGAAAUUGCGCCGGUGGGUCGGGGCCCAGAGAACGGCCGCCGUACUCCAGACUGGAGGGGCAGUUGCCCUCGUGCACGGGCACGCCAAUACGGGCGUCGCGAACUCCACGCUCCAGGCACAGAGCGCCGCCGUCGCGGCAGCCUCGGUGCCGUGCGGCAGCGGCGAGUUGGACAUGACUUUGAUCCUCGCCGACGGCUCCAUGCGCAGCAAGGCACCGUCUUGUGCCGAGGCGCGCGCCGACCGGGGCCAGCACGUCGAUUUUGCCAUGGAUUCGCUGGCCAUGGCCCACCCUUUUGUGCAGCAGUCUAUCUGGCACGGGCUUUUCAUGCAGCCCAUUUUCAAGCUCCGCAGCGGGAAGGACGGCGGGAACUGGGGCCCCGCCGAGAAGAGCGCCCUCCGGUCAGCCCGCCAGCGCAUGGACCCCGAGGGCGUGCUCUCGCUGAGCUCGCCUGAUCUUGAUCUGCCCACCAGAGGCACUGCACCGUCUUCGGCCUCCUCGGUUGACCCGCCGCCAGAGCAGGAGACGUUCGAGUGGGUGGUCCCGCAUGGCCCGCUGGCUGCGCAGGUCGACGAGCACGUGGACGGCCCCAGAGUGGAUGGGGAAGCCGACCUGCAUGUUGGCAUUCACGCCGCGGAACUGUUGUUGAAGGCCGUCCAGUCCAUUGACCCCGCUGCUCACCUGAAAGUGGACUGUUCCGCGGUGCAGCUCGGGGCGCAGAGAGACUUGCGGUGGGCCACCGUUCCCGGCCAGGCCUUUGCCAGAGCGUGGGGGCCCAUCUUGGUUCCUCUCGAGUCGAACCCAGACUGGGUCAUGCGGACGCAAGCUCAAAACACUGUCACGAACGAUGUCAGCAAGAAGAUGAGCAACGGCCGGCUGGCGCAGGCCAGCGACGUCGCCGGCAACGACCUCGUCGACGACUUGGCGAAGCAGGCCGCUCGCCGCGAUGCGGUGCCCCAGGCCCAGGUGCAGCUGGUCCGCGCGGCUGCCGCACGCCUCCGCGAUGCCGCCGCUUG